AUGGCGUCGAGCACCAGCGUUGCACCUCCUAGCUCGCCAAAUGCUCUGGCGGUAAGACAUGCAGAUGGCCAGCAGUUACAGGUGAUCGACGGCAAGACUUCACGAAGGGGUGGGGAUACAACACCGGAGUCCAUAAACCCCCUGCUGCUGGCAUCUGUGUGCUAUGGCUCGGCCGGUGCAUUGAAUUUCCUUUUCAACAGGGAAGAUGCAAAAGUGGCACCAAUGAUAAUGCCUACUCAGGCAUUUCUUGACUUGUUAGUGGGAUACACCCCUAGUAGGAGCACCAGAAGGAGACUGACCGUGCUGCAUGCUUCUGGCGGUGUAGAAGAUGUCGUUGAUCAACUUGAUUUGCAAGCAGCAACUCCGCUUCUCAAGGGCAUCACGGCCGAGGGGGAUACCGCGCUACAUGUGGUCGCUAGCCAUGGGGACAACCUGGAGUUUUUGGAGUGUGCUAGAAUCAUCGUCAAGAGGUACCAAGCACUAUUAUUUUCUCUAAAUAAUAAGGAUGACACGCCCUUGCAUUGUGCUGCUAGAGCCGGCCAUUCCAAGAUGCUUUCUUGUCUCAUUGAAGUUGCUACAAGUCACAAGAGGCUGCAUGAACUAUUGAGACAGGAGAAUAUGUGUAAGGAGACGGCCUUGCAUGAUGCUGUACGGAUUGGAAGUAACGAUAUUGUCAUGCGUUUGUUGGCAGCUGAUUCUGACUUGGCUAAUUAUCCUAAAGAAGGCACUUCACCAUUGUACCUAGCAAUUUCACUGCAAAAGGACAUCAUUGCAAGGACACUACAUGAGAAGAGCGACGGGAAUCUUUCAUAUUUCGGACCAAAAGGGGGAAAUGCGCUACAUGCUGCAAUUCUUCGAGGCACAGGUACCAAAAGUUCUAUUCUAAAACUUAUUAGUGCACCUGAUUAA
This is a messenger RNA of Triticum aestivum (bread wheat), 909 nucleotides long. Its product is annotated as ankyrin-1-like. NCBI's taxonomy places the organism in Eukaryota, Viridiplantae, Streptophyta, Magnoliopsida, Poales, Poaceae. The record is from RefSeq and is a predicted model, not a curated record. Gene Ontology annotation, molecular function: protein binding. The transcript has a single exon. The coding region runs from base 1 to 909 and encodes 302 amino acids.